AUGAAUUAUGUAUACAGAAGUGAGAGAGCGGAAUGGUUACUAUCAUUGCGAAAUCCAUCAUCACAACCGAAUCGAGAAAAUAUACCGAAUAUUCGAAUAGAUGAAGUGAAGAAGAACUUGUUCUCGAAUGAUUCCAAUUCCGAAGCAGGUAUAUACACUGUGGAAACGAAAAACUCUGGUAAUAUAACCGAUGAUGCUACCAAGAAAACUCUUGAGGUACAGGAACUCCUAGUGAUCAACAAUGAACUCAUUCCUGUGCAAGAAAACCUCGAAGAAAACCAACCACUAUUGGAUGAUUCAGAGUCAAGUGUAUCAGAAAGCAGAAAUGUUUUAGUAAACAUCACUAAUUCAGACCAGAAGGAAGUCAUAUCAGGAAAAAGGGUCCGCAAACGAAAGGCAACCCCUGAGACAUGGAAAAAAAAUAUAAGAAAGAAAAAAAGAGAGACAGGGGAAGAAUACGUUAAUAUUAAGGAGUUCAAUAUAUCAUUCUACAAACCUAAGAAGGACAGAUGUGAUAAAUGUGAAGAAUUCAAAGCAAAGAAGGAUGUUGCAACUGAUGAAGAGAAAUUCGAACAGGAGGAACAUUUGAGACGUAAAGAAGCAGGGUAUAUUGAAAGGAAUAAGGACCGUGAGUUGAAAAAAAUUGUUGAAGAUGGUGAACAAACAGCUGUUAUAACUUUCGAUCUCCAAAAUGUAUACACACUUCCGAAAAUUGGGGUGAAGAACUUUUACUAUAAAUGUAAAUUGAACGUGUACAAUCUAACAGCUCAUUGCAAUAUCAAUAACCAAGUUUACAAUUGCAUUUGGCAUGAAUGUAAUGGCGGUCGAACCGGUAAUGACUUGGCCAGUGCACUGGUCAAGAUACUCGGAGGAAUUGCUGAUGAUAACCCGUUUUUAACAAAGAUAAUUCUGUGGUCGGACAGUUGUGUUCCCCAGAAUAAGAAUUCAUACAUGACUAUGGCUUUGAAAUACUACUUAGAUUCCCCGAUGUGCAAUUCCAUCAGGAUAAUUGAACACAAAUACGGUGAACCAGGUCACGGAAACGUGCAAGAAAUAGAUGUGGCGCACAGCAUUAUAGAAAAAUUCCUCAGGAACGUAGAGAUUGCUGUUAAAGCUUCCACAAAAAAAAUAUAA
Phaedon cochleariae (mustard beetle) is the source of this 1134-nucleotide messenger RNA. The record is from the annotation of a GenBank genome assembly. Lineage: Eukaryota; Metazoa; Arthropoda; Insecta; Coleoptera; Chrysomelidae.